CACUUCUAUUUGUUUCGUGUCCCUGAUGAAGUUUUGUCAAAGUGGCACAAAAGUGGCGCCGGCUCAUAGCAUAAGUGACACGUUAUUGUAUCUGUUUUUCAAAUUUUUAUCAAAUUUUUUUCAUUUCAAGUUCAAUGUUACGAAACAAUUGAUUAUCUCAAUUUCCUAUACAUCGAUCAUCAAUACUAAUUUAGACAAAUAGAUAAAACGUCUGGAAGAGCAUCACAACUUUAACGACAAGAAACAAAUGAGGAUGAUAAGGUUAUCUCCGUGUACGUUACUUUUGGUGUACUUUUGGUUGCAUUUUUAUUUUAUCUAGACCAUUUAAAUAAUUUUAAAUUAAAAAAAAUAUAUAUAUAUAUAUUUUGUUGAUACUUGAUACUUUGUGGGCAAAAAAUAUGAAGCCGACAGCAAAACAACAACCCUCUGUAUUUGCUCGUGUAGCUUCCGCAUUAUUUUAUGGGAUUUCAUCGUUUUUAAUAACCGUGGUGAAUAAAACAGUGUUAACAAGCUUUGAUUUUCCAUCAUAUCAAUUCCUCGGUAUUGGACAAAUGUUAACGACAAUAAUUGUUCUCUUCAUUUGUAAAAAACUCAAAUACGUCAACUUUCCUAACCUACAAGCUGAUACAUUAACGAAAAUUUGGCCACUACCAAUCAUCUUCAUAGGAAAUAUGGUUUUUGGACUUGGUGGAACAAAGCAGAUAAGUCUUCCAAUGUUUACAGCACUCAGGAGAUUCAGCAUUCUAAUGACGAUGAUCGCUGAAUAUUAUAUCCUUGGUGUCAAAGCUGGAAAGCUCGUCCAGGUUAGUGUUUAUACCAUGGUUUUGGGUGCUCUGGUGGCUGCUUCCAAUGAUCUUGCAUUCAAUUUGGAGGGAUACAUCUUUAUUCUCUUAAACGACUUUUUCACCGCUGCCAACGGCGUAUACACAAAGAAAAAAUUGGAUUCCAAAGAACUAGGAAAAUAUGGCCUUAUGUACUACAAUUCUCUAUUUAUGAUAUUGCCAGCGAUCAUUGUCGUUUGGUGGACAAGGGAUCUCGAAGAAGUACUUAGGUUCAAAUACUGGAGUGAUCCACUCUUCAUUAUUCAAUUUUUCCUAUCGUGUAUUAUGGGCUUCGUACUUUCAUAUAGUGUGAUUCUUUGCAUGAUUUAUAAUUCAGCAUUAACAACCACAAUUGUUGGAUGUUUAAAAAAUAUUUGUGUUACCUAUGUCGGUAUGAUAAUAGGCGGAGAUUAUAUUUUCUCAUUAAUCAACUUUUUAGGAUUGAAUUUAAGUGUAAUAGGUAGUUUAAUUUACACAUGGGUUACUUUCCGAAGAAAAGUUGAACCCGCUGAAGCAAAAUAUUCUCCCUUGAAAGAAGAAACCGACUCAAAGGGAGAAAUUGUUUGAUCCCUAAGAAUCCUUCUCGUUUGAGAAGGCAUCAAUUUUCCGAAAGAAUUCUAUCGCGCUGUAUAAAGAAAGCUUUUAUAAAGUCAAAUUGUACAGUUUAAAAAGUGAAAAUACAAUAUUGAUAGCUUUUUUGUUUUGCUCAAAAUGUUUCUUCAUUUAAGAGGCACUAUAGUAAAUCACAGUAUUUUGAAUUGCCAAAUUGUAUUUUUAAUUGAAAUAUUUUUAACUGUUCAUAGAUAUCUUGAGAAAGAUUAAAUUACUAACAAUUAAUUAUUAGAAGAUUGAAUAUGUGAUUAAACUAUGUGCAAAUAACUGAAUGACGUAAGAGAGUAGAUGUCAUUCAAAUCUAGGAAGAAAUUCCUUUCAUUAUAUAUCAUAGGAAAAUAAUUUUAUUGCUCCUGCCUGUUUUACUAAAUAGAAAAAUUUUAUUGAACUUUUAAUUUGCAACAUCUUUAAUUUUUGUAAUUAAUUUUUAAUUGAAAAUUAAAAAUUAAAAAUUUUAUAUAAGUAGUGAAAUUCAAACUAAAUUUUAAUUUACUUUCAAUUAAAUACAAAAUUGAAAGUUAAUUUAAAUUUAUUGUUUAGUGAAUAUUUUAAUCUUUUAUUGUUUCUUCUUAACUAAUUCCUCCUCAAACCAAAUAAGUUUUUCAUUCUUCCUCAUUCAAUAGUCUAUUCUUUUCUAGUCUUUCUUCGAAAUAUUUCAGAAACCUACCUCGUUUAUACUAAUCAUUCUAACUUUAAAACUUUUACUCAACUUUUUAUUCCUUUGACAAAUGAAGAAAAAUCACUUUUUUCUUCUUAAUUCCAUAUUUUCCAUGACAAAAUAAUUUUUUCAAAUUUGAUAUUCUAACCAAAUAUACUUACUUUUGUUGAAUCUAUAUUAUCCAAACAAUGAAGUUUCCAACACAUAGAAGUGUAGAAUCAGAUGCCAUAUUUAUCUCCAUUUAUUUUAAAAGACAUAACAAUAUGAGCAUUAAAUACUGCGAUGUAAAUAUUAUAUAUAAAUAUAGUAAUAUAAAAUAAUAUGUGAUGCGUUCUGAAGAAAGUGAAAAAAAGAAGAACUUUUAAUCAAAGCGAAAUUCGUUUGUUCCCUUUCUUCCGAGCGCAUCACAUACAAAUUUGUGUAUAUUAAUUUUAAGUAUUAUUUAAUUAUAUUUCUUAUAAAAAUAUUUUUUGUUUUCCAAAAAUUUCAAAUGAAACUCUGAUCUGAGAAACAUUAGUAUUAUAAUUAUAAUUAUAAUAAAAUAACGUCAGUGUUUCAUUGAAUUAAUUUUAAGAAUUGAGUAUUAAAUACAUCAGUAGUUUUUUUUUUUUUUUACUUAUUUUGAACUUUAUAGUGCCUCUAUAAAUGCAUAAUUAAAUAAAAUAAAAAUUAAAUUAAUUAUAAAAUGCAAAACUGCCUGAAAUUUUUAUUUUAUUUAACUAGGACGACGAUUAAUAGUUAUUUUCGUAUCAAGAGACAAAAAUUAUUUUAUUGUUUUGUAAUUUCAAUUCUAUAUAUUUUUCGUUUUAGGCAGAAUUGUAUAUAUAUUAUAUUAAGAAUACGAAUUAAAAAGAUUUCGAAGAAGAAGUGUAGAUAAAAAUUGUUAUGGUUAUUUAAUUAAAUUAUCAUCAUUAUUAUUCGUUAUUCGAUUCUAUUAUUAAUUAUGCUGCGUUAAAUUCUGUGAUUGAAAUCUUUAAUUGUUUGAAUGAAAUGGAAUGAUAUUGGUUCGAGUAUGAAUAAGUAUUUGCUACAUGUACCAAAGCAAAAAAAAAAAAAAAAAAAAUGAUACUACCAGAAUGAUGUGCCAUAUAAAAAAUGGCUGAAAUCACCAAAUCACUUCGAAGCUUAUUAAUUAAUUGUAAAUUAAUUAAUUAUCUAUGUAAAAUAUUGUACAAUAAAUUUUUGUUAGUGGGAAAAAAAUACUUUCUACGCUUGUACAAAAAUGGAAUUAUUAAUAAAUUUUGAUUAUUAUUAUUAA
This is a messenger RNA of Leptopilina boulardi, 3349 nucleotides long. RefSeq names its product UDP-sugar transporter UST74c-like. The record is from RefSeq and is a predicted model, not a curated record. Lineage: Eukaryota; Metazoa; Arthropoda; Insecta; Hymenoptera; Figitidae. Bases 399 to 1388 code for a protein of 329 amino acids. The transcript has 2 exons. Gene Ontology annotation, cellular component: mitochondrion; Golgi apparatus; mitochondrial inner membrane. Gene Ontology annotation, biological process: ubiquinone biosynthetic process. Gene Ontology annotation, molecular function: GDP-fucose transmembrane transporter activity; antiporter activity.